GCGCAAGUGCGGAAGUGCGCUGGCCCCGAGGGUGGGUGGUUUCCGGCCGGUGGUGUCUCACCGGCUACCCGGAGACGUGUAACGGACGGUAGGCCGCCGCCAUGGCCGAGAGGAAACCUAACGGUGGCAGCGGUGGCGCCUCCGCCUCCUCAUCGGGCACGAACUUACUUUUCUCCUCCUCGGCCACGGAGUUCAGCUUCAACGUGCCCUUCAUCCCGGUCACCCAAGCCGCCGCUGCCUCGGCCUCCCUGCUCUUGCCCGGAGAGGAUUCCACGGAUGUUGGUGAGGAGGACAGCUUCCUUGGUCAGACUUCGAGUCACACGUCUGCCCCACAGACAUUUAGUUACUUCUCUCAGGUAUCAAGCAGUAGUGAUCCUUUUGGCAAUAUCGGACAGUCACCGUUAACAACUGCAGCCACGUCAGUUGGACAGUCAACAUUCUCCAAGCCCCCGACUGCACACCCUUUUAUACCUGGAUCCCAAGAUGUGUCAGAUGUGUUUUCACCAUCCAUUUUGAAGGCUCAACAUGGUGCUCUAUCUUCCUCACCAAUGGGAAUAAAUACUUACCUGCCUUCUCAACCGAGUGGUCUCCCUCAUUCGAAUUUUGGAAGCCCACCCCAAGGAACCCCCCAACCAGGACACAAUCCGUAUCGCCAUACACCUGACAGCAGCAGGGCUAGUCCUUACAUUGCACCACCCCAGCUACAGCAGUGCCAAACACCAGGCCAUCCCACCCAUCCUCCACCCUCUGGACCCCCUGUUCAAAUGUACCAGACGCCUCCAGGAUCUUUGCCACCGGUAUGGAGACAUGUUUUUAUGUCCCGGGAAAUGCCUCAGGUUGACCAUUUGGUGUUCAUGGUGCAUGGAAUUGGACCUGUGUGUGACUUGCGCUUUAGAAGCAUUAUCGAAUGUGUGGAUGAUUUUAGGGUGGUAUCUCUCAAAUUGCUACAGACACAUUUCAAGAAAUCUCUAGAUGAUGGGAAAAUAAGCAGAGUGGAGUUCCUUCCAGUUCAUUGGCAUAGUUCCUUGGGGGGCGAUGCCACAGGUGUUGACAGGUUUGUGGAUUUUGAUAACUUGUUUUUCAGAUUAAUGCCUGAAGAGCCGAAGCUGACUUUGGAUGAGACAUGUGAUCUUGAUGUUGAAAAUGAAGUCCUAACUUUGCAAGAAACUCUGGAAGCACUUAACCUUGCUGAAUAUGUUAGCACUUUUGAAAAGGAAAAGAUUGAUAUGGAAUCUCUGCUUAUGUGUACAGUUGAUGACCUGAAGGAAAUGGGGAUACCCCUUGGACCCCGAAAGAAGAUAGCUAACUUUGCCGAAUAUAAAAAAGCUGAACAGAAAAAAGCAGCAUCAGAAAAGAAGGCAAUGAUGGCCGCUUCUACAAAAGAGGAAAGCGCUCAGAAAACUAAAGAAAUGGCUUCUCUACCCUCAGAAUCUAACGAGUCACAGAGGAAACUUCCAGUUGGUGCUUACAUUUCUUCUGUGCGUGUUGAUUAUGAUUCUUUCAAAGUUGGCACAGGACAGAUAACAAGGUACUGCCAGAUCAAGAAGAAGAUAAUAUGGUGUGUCCUAUUGAUUUACUCAGAAAAGACUGUUGAAAGUCCAGAUUUUUCCAAGGAUGAGGACUACUUAGGAAAGGUUGGAAUGUUAAACGGAGGCCGCCGAAUUGACUACGUUCUUCAAGAAAAGCCAAUAGAGAGUUUUAAUGAAUAUCUUUUCGCUCUUCAGAGUCACUUAUGCUAUUGGGAAUCUGAAGAUACUGCCCUGUUACUACUUAAAGAAAUUUAUCGAACAAUGAACAUUAGUCCAGAACAGCCCCAGCACUGAUCAGACUUCAGUUUCACUAUAAAGUUCCAGUAUGACUUACAUUGCUGGGAAAAUCCUCAGAAGACCUUCCCAGUUUGCUCCUGUGAUGGAUGACAGAAAAGCGAUUUGUUGACCGUUGCUCAGAAAUAAUUCUCAGAUGUAGGGAUUCAUUUAAGACAAUACACAGAACCAAAAGACAAUGAAAAAAAUCAGUACCACAUUUGGACAGUAUAGAUGAAAAAUGAGUUAUAAAAAUGAUGCAAUGAAAAAUUCCUCGGAUCAGUUUAGUCGUAUAGUUGUUAAAGUUAUGUGUAAUAUCAAUGAAGAAAUAUUUGUAGCAUGCAAAUGGUUAUUUCUGUUUCUUAAAAAACCAUUGUCAAUGGGCUAUUAAACUUGCAUUUUUCUUUUUAUUAAUGCAAUAUGUUCUUUUUAUUCAAGUGUGGCCUUCUUGAGAAACUAUAGUGAUAUGAUUUUUAAGAAAUUUAUGUUCUACUUUAAAUGUGAAUUGUAGUUCUGAGCUGCCUUAAUGCAGGGUCAUUUGUAUUUGUUAAGAGGAAGUAACCAAGAUCACUUUUAUUUCAGGCCGAAUCUGAGAUUUUAUAAAGCCUUUAAACUAUUGCCGAGAGGCUCCUUACGGAAGGAAGUGAAAUGCACCUUAUUUUACAAAAGUCCUACAAAGAGCUCUCCUGCCAUGUGCAUCUCCAGUAGGAGAGGGGAGCAAGUGAGAGAUCUUUCAUUUUCUCAUUCAAGGUAGCUGUGCAAUUGCCUUGUUGCUGAAGUUCCAAUUACUGUGAUAACCAAAGUAGAGUUUUUUCCUUCUUUUUUUUGUUUUUUUGGUUUGUAUUAAUUUCACUUAUAUACCAAAGUGUUUGAAAAUAGGAAAUGUAUUGAUUCUAGGCUGUAAGGCUACUUCAUGAAUAGACUGCUCUGUAAUAUUUCACUUUGUUUUACCAUAAAUUCAAAUUAUCUAAAUAUUUUCCUAAUACUACAUGAGAAUGCUGAUUUUCUCCUUUUGUUUUAUAGUAGAAACAUUUUACAUUGUUUACAUAGCUCUCAUGGAACAUGGAAUUUUUUGAAAGUGACAUGAUACACAUUUUUUGUGUAUGUAUUCUAAUUAGUGUGAAUAAAGCAGUAACAUCAAUGCAUUUUUUAAGAAGCAAACUUCCAUAUUUCUCCUGUCUUUCUUAAAAGUAUUCCUGAGUUCAGUGUUUAUUCCCUUUUCGUUGUGAGUACCCAAUUGAUAACCUCAGCAUUUACUCCUAAUAAUAGAAUUACAACAGCAAAAUCUUAGAACUGUAGUUGACCCCAGACUACAUGUACUUCAGUCACCUCAUUCCACAGCUGAGGACAAGACACGAAGGCCUUUCCCAGACUGGUUAGUGGCAGAUCGGGACUGGAAUAUGGUUUCCCUGAUUCCCUUUCAGCCUUCGUUUCUCUGUACCAUGACUACUGCUUUUUACUUAAUUUUCACUUAACUUCACAAUACUGAUGAAAUAAAGAAAAAUGAAGGUAAUUUAUGUAUACUUUAAUAAAAUCCAAUUUGAUUUUUCAACUUA
Messenger RNA from Propithecus coquereli (Coquerel's sifaka), 3358 nucleotides. RefSeq names its product SEC23 interacting protein (gene SEC23IP). NCBI's taxonomy places the organism in Eukaryota, Metazoa, Chordata, Mammalia, Primates, Indriidae. The record is from RefSeq and is a predicted model, not a curated record. The transcript is spliced from 12 exons. Gene Ontology annotation, molecular function: protein binding; metal ion binding. Bases 102 to 1823 code for a protein of 573 amino acids. Gene Ontology annotation, cellular component: COPII-coated ER to Golgi transport vesicle.